Messenger RNA from Sorghum bicolor (sorghum), 543 nucleotides. Its product is annotated as glycerol kinase-like. The record is from RefSeq and is a predicted model, not a curated record. Gene Ontology annotation, biological process: triglyceride metabolic process; glycerol-3-phosphate biosynthetic process; glycerol metabolic process. Lineage: Eukaryota; Viridiplantae; Streptophyta; Magnoliopsida; Poales; Poaceae. Gene Ontology annotation, cellular component: mitochondrion. Bases 102 to 434 code for a protein of 110 amino acids. Gene Ontology annotation, molecular function: glycerol kinase activity. The transcript is spliced from 5 exons.
GUAGAUAUUCGGACUAUGCUAGAAGAAACCCAGCUGAAAUUUGAGGAAAGACAGAGGGUUUGAAGGUCAUUGGGAUCACAAAUAAGAGGGAAACCACUGUUAUGUGGAGUAAAUCCAUUGGUUGUCCACUGUACAAUGCCAUUGUGUGGAUGGAUGCUCGUACAAGCUCUGUUUGCAAGAGAUUACAAAGUGAGCUAUCAGGUGGUAGAACCCACUUCGUGGAGACUUGUUGGCUGCCAAUCAGUACCUACUUCAGUGCUCUUAAAUUAUUAUGCUUGAUGGAAAAUGUGGAUGCUGUCAAGGAUGCAGUCCAGACUGGCCUUCAGUGUGAAAUGACUACUGAAAUGGAAGGAUCUCGGCACAAACAUGCUACAUGGGCACUUCAGUCUUCAUCUUCAAAAGUAGACAAGGAUUUGACAGUUCAAGGAGGAUGAGAUCCUGGUCAUUGUCUUCGACUAGGACCUGUCCCUCUAUAUGGAACUUUUAACCAAACAGUUUGAUUUAGAACUCUAAAAUACCACCACAGUUUAGUAGUUUUCAUAU